GUACGGAGUACAUACCCGUAUGUACGCUACCAGGUAUGGACAAGUACAGAGGUCUAUUUAUAUGCACCCAUGUACCUGUACCGUCUCCCUAGCGAGGAUGCACCACUGCGUAGGCACAUCGGAAAAGCGAGAAAUCCUCUAGACGACGCGCCCCCCGACCGGUGUCUUCGGGGAAAUCAGCCGCUGCCAGUCGAGGCCCUGCCAUGCAAUCGACAAAUACAGCGCACAUCUGUACGACCCGAGGCGCGUGUCUCAACGCGGCGAUGACAGGUCCCCUCAUUCAGGCCUCAUCCCUACUAGCCCGUGCCCCGUGCGCCGGAGAACAUUCCUCGAUCGUUCGCUGGAGUCUUAGAGCUCGUGCGGGCCAAUGUCCCUCUUUGGUCGUCGUGCUCCGGGGAGGGGGGCGCGCGCGGGGCACGAGAAAAAUGGCCAUGACAUGGACAUGUGCCAAAGGAGAAGAGAGAGAGAGAGAGAGAGAGAGAGAAAUGGAUUGGGGGUUGAGGGAGUGGGCAAGAAAGAAGGUUUUGGUACGCGGCACGGCGAUGAAGCUCGGAGGAGUAAGCCAGCCCGUCCCUUGGACGAGGCGGAGAAUCCAAAAGUAUGAAAGCCUGAUACGUAUGACUUUUGGAAAGGCGCUUCGGAAAGACGUGUCUGGAAUUCUGUAGUGCUGUAUACAUCUCUCCCCGAUAUCCCUGACACAAAUUUUCCACCUCCGCGACCCUCCUCCACAUCACAAGCACAAUAAUGUCGACGCAGAACCUCACCGUCGUGCUCGCCGAGCGUCCCAAGGCCGAGAUCGUCCCCGGCCAGACCUUCAAGACGGAGCUGAAGCCUAUCCCCAAGGCCGACGACCUCAAG
Molecule: messenger RNA, 858 nt
Organism: Colletotrichum navitas
Lineage: Eukaryota; Fungi; Ascomycota; Sordariomycetes; Glomerellales; Glomerellaceae
Exons: 2
Coding region: 204-665 (153 amino acids)
Source: RefSeq, a predicted model, not a curated record